CCUGGCGUCCCAUGGAUCUGUUCCCAGCGCAGCGCCGGCGGGCGGGACGCGAGCGUGGGGGCUGCGCCGCGAGAAUUGGCGCCUGCGCGGCCGGCCCCGGCAGGGGUAGGCUGCCCCCUGGUGGCGGCAGGAAGGGGCGGGCGCAGCGCCGGGAGCCCGAGAUGGUGGGCGCCGGGGCGCGCGGGGCGCUGCUGCUGCUGCUGCCGCCCUUGCUGCUGCUGCCUCCGCUGCUGCGGGGCGCGGCGGGCGGGCUCGCCGAGAGCGUCGUCUGGGCCGUCAAUGCGGGCGGCGAUGCCCAUGUGGACGUGAACGGCAUCCACUUCCGCAAGGACCCGCUCGAGGGCCGCGUGGGCCGAGCUUCUGACUAUGGCAUGAAGCUGCCGAUCCUGCGGUCCAACGCGGAGGAUCAGAUCCUGUACCAGACUGAGCGCUACAACGAAGAAACCUUUGGCUACGAAGUUCCCAUCAAAGAGGAAGGUGACUAUGUGCUGGUAUUGAAGUUUGCAGAGGUCUAUUUUGCACAGUCACAACAGAAGGUGUUUGAUGUUCGCUUGAAUGGCCAUGUGGUGGUGAAGGACUUGGACAUUUUUGACAGAGUUGGACACAGCACAGCUCAUGAUGAGAUCAUUCCCAUGAGUAUCAAAAAGGGGAAGCUGAGUGUCCAGGGGGAGGUUUCCACAUUCACAGGGAAGCUCCACAUUGAGUUUGUAAAGGGCUACUAUGACAAUCCAAAAAUCUGUGCCCUAUACAUCCUGCAAGGGACAGUGGAAGAUGUUCCAAAGCUGCAGCCACACCCAGGUCUGGAGAAAAAAGAGGAAGAUGAUGAUGAAGAUGAAUAUGAUGAUGGCUCCAACAUUAAAAAACAGGCAAAUAAGAACCGGGUUCAGUCAGGCCCACGCACACCAAACCCCUAUGCCUCAGACAACAGCAGCCUCAUGUUUCCUAUAUUGGUGGCCUUUGGUGUCUUCAUUCCUACCCUCUUCUGCCUCUGCCGCUUGUGAGAGCAAGCCCUACAGAGCAUCAGCCAAGGGGCUGGGAGGGAAGGAGUUGGACUAAACAUGGUUGCUUUCAAUUUCUCCAUAUUGUUUAUAAUUUAAGGGAAAAAAAGAAAAAGAAAAAAAAAGAGGGAAAAAAAAGGAUUUGGAAUGAAAAGCAGGUCCAGGUGAGAGAGAGCUUACCUUCCCCCUGCCAGCAAGCAGCGAGGCCCUCGUAUUCCCCUUCACACCAUGUGCAACCUCUGAUCCUCUCCAGGGCAUCCAAGAGUCCUGGCAGUCUGUGAAUGGAGCUGUUGAAAGCUGAUGCUACCAGCCCUGGGCCGUGUCCUACUCCGAGAGAAAGCUGUGUGCUGCAGGAUCUCUGCCUUUGCUGGGUGGAAUGUGGUUCCUUAAAUGGGGAAGCUGCUGGUAAAAGCAGGCCUGAGCACA
This is a messenger RNA of Pogoniulus pusillus (Red-fronted tinkerbird), 1424 nucleotides long. It is a transcript of the gene MLEC, whose product is annotated as malectin. The coding region runs from base 12 to 1001 and encodes 329 amino acids. The record is from RefSeq and is a predicted model, not a curated record. Gene Ontology annotation, cellular component: membrane. Gene Ontology annotation, molecular function: carbohydrate binding. The transcript is spliced from 5 exons. Lineage: Eukaryota; Metazoa; Chordata; Aves; Piciformes; Lybiidae.